Messenger RNA from Dentiscutata heterogama, 1542 nucleotides. The record is from the annotation of a GenBank genome assembly. NCBI's taxonomy places the organism in Eukaryota, Fungi, Glomeromycota, Glomeromycetes, Diversisporales, Gigasporaceae.
AUGAACCAGAAAACUCAAAGUUCUAAUUUAAUUUCAAUGACAUCUAAAACUAUUGCCACAACUCCUACUCUCGUAAAUGACUGCCUCUAUUUAAUUUUUAAGCUACUCAUAACAAAUAAAGAUUUGUACUCUUGCGCUUUGGUUAGUAAAUCUUGGGCUGCUAUUGCUAUACCAAUCUUAUGGGAGGCACCCUUUCGAAAUGAUUAUGGCUUUAUUCCAUCUCCUGAUGUUAUUAAUGUUUAUAUGGCAUUUUUACCUCAUAAUGGGCAUGGAUCUAAACUAUCUCCACAUAGAAUUCCUUUUGACUAUCCUUCAUAUCUCAAAGAACUCCCUUUUGAUCGUUUUUGCAAUUUUGUUGGUAAACGGAUAUGGUUUCAUUCUACAAUAAUCAAGCUACUCAAGAUGUUUACUUCCCAUGGUGCAAUAUUACGAAAAUUUGAAAUUUGUAGUACUCUGGCAAAUCAGGAAAUUUUAAACCAAGAUUGGAUAGUACUUCCAAGUAACCCUGAGUUCUCUUCACUGUUUGGCAAUAAUUUAACUUAUUUCACUUGUGGUUUUCAAUGGACAUCUAAAAAGGUUGAACUUUUUAAUGCAUUAGCUUUAAAUUGUCAUAAUAUCAAGAACCUUAAAGUUAAAGUGUUUCGUGAAGAUGAAGGAAUAGCAUUGGCAAAUCUCAUCUGUGCACAAAAGCAAUUAAAUAAAUUUUCUCUAUUAAAUAGUAAUAAUUUCGCAUCAAUUGUUGUUCAAGCUCUAAUAUGUCAUACAAGAUCUCUUGGUAGUUUGUCAUUUAAACAUAUGAAUAAUGGACAUGCAUUUCGCAAUGCAGCUCCUUUCACCGAAUAUACGUUAUGUCAGUUAAACAAAAAAGCUGUUGAUGUUAUAGUUCAAUGCGCUAAUGUUACCAAAUUGAAGUUCAUAGAUUGUGAAGGAUUAAAUUCUUCUCAAUAUUACCCUAUUGGCUUUGCUUUUUCAAAUCUAACAUCUCUAACUUAUACGUUUGGUGCUUGUAAAGAUUAUGAUUAUACGACACCUAUAAAAUUAUUAUCUGAUCUUAUUAGAACAAGCUGUAAUACGCUCGAAAUGAUUGUUUUUUUUUGGAGUACUGCUGAAAUUCUAGAUAUAUCUCAGCUCAUUCAAGCAAUUAUAUGCACAAUUAGGCUCAAAGUGUUAAGAAUCCCUCUUUAUAAAUUAGAAGAACUUUCUUUAAUUUACCAAUUCUGUGACAAAUUAGAGAAUCUCAAUAUUAAUUUGUUCAAAACAAUUAAUCCAAAUAAUGCCUUAAGAAUUUUUGCAAAUAAGCAACAUAACAAUCUUAAUACUAUUUAUAUUUGGUUAUAUUAUUUGAAACAUGAUGUUGAAAUUGAUGAAGCUCAAUUGGAUUGGAUUUUUGCGUAUAUCUUUUUCAAGAAUAAACAAAUCAAAAAGUUUACUUUAGAUGAAGUUUAUAUUGGAAAAAUUUCAGAUGAUAAAAAAAUAUCUUUACAAAAAAAAUAUCCAAAGCUUAAACUUUUUGGAUUUAAUGAUGAAAGAAAAAGAACAUAA